Molecule: messenger RNA, 653 nt
Organism: Diversispora eburnea
Lineage: Eukaryota; Fungi; Glomeromycota; Glomeromycetes; Diversisporales; Diversisporaceae
Source: the annotation of a GenBank genome assembly
AUGACUAAUAAAUCUGAGAAACCUGAGAUACUUAAGAAAUUCAAGAAAUUUUUGAUCGUAAUAUUCAGGAAAAAUGGGAAAAAUGGUAAAAAUGAAAAAGAAAAAGAAAAAUUCGAUCAAAAUCAACAAAUUGGAUCGGAAUCGGAAUUAAGAAAAAAAUACAGUGAUCUUGAGACAAAAAAUAAUAAUUUAAGAUCAGAAAUCGAUUCCUUAAAGAAUGAAAACAGUGGUCUUGAGACAAAUAAUAAUAAUUUAAGAUCAGAAAUCGAUUCCUUAAAGAAUAAAAACAGUGAUCUUGAGACAAAUAAUAAUAAUUUAAGAUCAGAAAUCGAUUCCUUAAAGAAUAAAAACAGUGAUCUUGAGAAUAAAAGUCAAUUAUUAAAGAAAGAAAAUGGUACUUUAGAAUCAGAAAUCGAUUCCUUAAAGUUGAAAAUCAAUACCGCGUUAUCAACAAACAAUGAUCUUGAGAAAGAAUGUCAAUUAUCAAAGGCAGAAAAUGGUACUUUAAGAUCAGAAAUCGUUUCCUUAAAGUUGAAAAUCAAUACCGUGUUAUCAACAAACAAUAAUCUUGAGAAAGAAUGUCAAUCAUUAAAGACAAAAAAUAGUUCUUUAGAAUCAGAAAUCGAUUCCUUAAAGUUGAAAAUCAAUACCGC